GUGUGUGUGUGUGUGUGUGCGCGUGUGUGUCUCUCUGUGUGUGUGUGUGCGUGCGCGUCGCUCCACAGGUUGAGUCCAGAGAUCUUCCUGAAGAGGCCGGUCGUUGAGGGGAACCGCUGGCGUCUGGACUCCAUUCUGAAACGCAAAGCGCAACAAGGCGUUCGGAUCUUUGUGAUGCUGUACAAGGAAGUGGAGUUAGCGCUGGGCAUCAACUCUGAAUACAGCAAGAGAACGCUGCUGACGCUUCACCCCAACAUCAAGGUGAUGCGUCACCCCGACCACGUCUCCUCCGCCGUUUACCUGUGGGCGCAUCACGAGAAGAUCAUCGUCAUCGACCAAUCGGUGGCCUUCGUCGGUGGGAUUGACCUGGCGUACGGCCGCUGGGACGACAGGGAACACCGGCUGACGGACAUUGGGAGUGUUACACUCUCACACCUGGAGCAGCCGGAAGCCACCUCCUCCAACAUGGCCGCCCCGUCCGGCGGCGGCGGCGGAGCCCAGAGCAACGGGAGAGGCAUCUUCACGGUGAUGGACUCGGCGGACCAGCCCAGGCUGAAAGGUCAGGGGAGGCCGAAGAGGUCCAGGUUCAGCAUCCGGAGACACCUGCAGAAACACGGACUGGCCUCGGCCGACAGCGACAGCGAGCUGGAGGAAGAAGAGAGUGAGUGGAUAGAUAUUUAUUGAAUAUAUUUAGUUAUGUUUAUUGAUGGCAUAAUGGUCUUAUUAUUUACGUUCUUUCAAGAGGACAGUUGUGAUGUUUUUAAGUGUGUUUGUAUGAGGUUCUUCUCCACAGUCAGUGUGUUACUACAGUGUGUUACUACAGUGUACUUGCUGUCAGACAGACCUUUCUGACGGGGAACUGAAGCUGUGAUCUACCACCAGACUACGCUGUGAUUUUAGCUCUCAGAACACAGGAGUUGCUUCUCUACCGCUGCCUUGAUCGGAUAGUUUGUUUGUGUUGUAGUGCGACUUUGGUGAAUCUAAACCAAAUCUUUAAAAACACCAAAGUCACACUAUUGGACAACAGUGUCGUCUGUCUCGGCCAUCUGAGGUAGUAAAACGAGUCCCGGAAUGCAAGAACAGGAGUUGGCGUUCUUUAAAGCUUCUCCUCCGGCAGCGUUGGCCUCCGUCUGUGCUGCGGUCUCAGUGUUUGUGGCCGCUGUGUUCAGGUUGGUCCAUCAGCAUCUCCAGCCAGCACACGCUGAUCCCCGGCAGGCCGGCGGAGCUGAGGACGGCCGCUCCGAUCGGCCAGAGCCGGGCUGGUGAGUCGGUGGUGAUGCCGUGUGCUUUGCUGUGGUUCUGAUCCGGAUUGAACGGCCUUUGAGUUUCUGAGUUUGCAGCUUUGUUUAUAUAAUAUGGAGAUUUAUUCAGUAUAUCUUUUAGUUGAUUGAGCUUUUUAAGAUUUACUGUCUUGAAUCUGUUGGUCAAAGCAAAAAAGUCAAAUAUUUGCUUUUCAAAUGUGACAAUUUGCUGCUUUUCUCUGAUUUAUAUCGUCUUAAACUUUGUAUUUUAAAGGUUUUGGACACAAACAGGAGAUUUCAAGACAUCACUUGAGUCUUGCAGAACUUUGUUUUUUAAUUUUAAUAACAAAAAUAUAAUAAAUUGAGGCGAUGGACCCAGGCUUAGAAGUAUUAAGUUGAUUUAAUACAUAAAAGCUAAUAACCACGAGGAUAAAAACGGGCAAAUACUGACGUGUGGCCUAUAAAUUCUUACAUUUCUCUAUUAUGCAUUACACCAGUUUUUUAUUAACUGCUAUUUACUACUUUAAACAAAUUACUUUUAAAAAACACACAUUAUUGCGGUUCUUUUCUUCGAUUGCUCUUCAUUUACUCAUGUUUGUUUUAAUGUAUUUCAGGUAAGUAAAAUGAUUAAAACACAUGUUUGAGUGCAGUGUGCAUGUCUCCUCUCAGAGGUUCUAGUAAUCUCGACUGAAGUGCUUUCUUCCCUCUGGCGGCUGUUUAAUUUCUGCUGUCAGAGUAUUUCCAAACACCGAUGUAUCACAUGAUCAGACCACAGCUUCUCUCUUAAACCAGUCGCACGUGGUGUUAUUCUUCAUUCUGUAAUGUCUUUGUUACCGGCAUCAAACAGGAGGAAACACAGCAUUUGUUGGACUAUUUUCAGCGGCGGAUUAAUCCACAUUUGG
Anarrhichthys ocellatus (wolf-eel) is the source of this 2143-nucleotide messenger RNA. Its product is annotated as phospholipase D1-like. The coding region runs from base 175 to 684 and encodes 169 amino acids. Gene Ontology annotation, biological process: regulation of microvillus assembly; regulation of vesicle-mediated transport; phospholipid catabolic process. Gene Ontology annotation, cellular component: intracellular membrane-bounded organelle; plasma membrane region. The record is from RefSeq and is a predicted model, not a curated record. The transcript has 4 exons. NCBI's taxonomy places the organism in Eukaryota, Metazoa, Chordata, Actinopteri, Perciformes, Anarhichadidae. Gene Ontology annotation, molecular function: D-type glycerophospholipase activity.